Messenger RNA from Cordyceps fumosorosea ARSEF 2679, 615 nucleotides. RefSeq names its product Ketopantoate reductase ApbA/PanE. Gene Ontology annotation, molecular function: oxidoreductase activity. NCBI's taxonomy places the organism in Eukaryota, Fungi, Ascomycota, Sordariomycetes, Hypocreales, Cordycipitaceae. The record is from RefSeq and is a predicted model, not a curated record. Gene Ontology annotation, cellular component: cytoplasm. Bases 1 to 615 code for a protein of 204 amino acids. The transcript has 2 exons.
AUGUUCGUCUUCAAGGGCUCUUCCUCCGGAGGAGUCAUCAAACAAGCGAGUGUCAACACAAACCGCGCCGUCAAAGAUCGACAAGUCCUUGCUAGAACUACGCAUUCCGUGCGCCUGUGUCACAGCGUUUACACGCCGCGCUCUACGUCGACGUGUACAGCGCGGGGCCCGCGGCCGCGAAACUCGAGACCAACCAACGCACGCUGCCUGCUGGUCGAGGACAUCGUCGGCGCCCGCUGGGCGAAGCUGCUGUGGGACGCCCCGUUCAACACUCUGUGCACGGUGCUGCGCAUCCCCGUGGGCGAGCUGCUCUCGGGCCCGGGGUCGGGACGCGCUGCUGGAGCCGGCGAUGCGGGAGGUCGCAGCGGUGGCGGCCGCCGCUCGGGCUACGGGGACGCGGCGUCGGAAGACAUGUUCCAGACCAUGCUUCACGACUCGGCUCCGACCAGCACAUUUCGGCCCAGCAUGUUGGUCGACCUUGAGAAUGGACGGCCACUGGAGUUGGAGGUCAUUCUUGGGGCGCCGUUGAGGGUGGCCAAGGAGAAGGGUGUCAGCACAGCGAUUUUAACUCGGGUCUAUAAGCUCUUGAAUCUGCUCCAGUGGAAGUUGACAUAA